AUGGGAGAUGAGGGUGAAAGCUCACCUUGGAAGAGUACUACAGGGAAAGCUUCUCAGAAGAAAACAUAUCAACCAGCAGGGUUUGAGCCCAGGAGGAAGACAGGCCUUGAGGAGGUCAACCCCAGGGUGAGAGAAAUCCAACCCCCCAAGGGGGAUAUGCUGCUGAGACGAGCUGAGGAGAUCAGAGCCGAGCUGCAGCAGGGUGUGAAAAAGCCUUAUAAGGAGGUGAUUGACAUCUCCCAGGAUGAUUUCCACAGUGCCGGAAUGAAACCCUUCUCCUUCGUUCGUCAGGUCAUUGCUGCCUGCCUGCAUCCAGAGCUCCUUCACAGUGGCAAACUGCCUGCUGAUGUAUGUCAGAGGGCACAGAGGCUGCUGAAAGAGUGUGAUGGGGACAGUGUGGGCUCGUACUCGGACUCCUGUGGCAUCCCUCAUGUGCAACGCACUGUGGCAGAGUUCAUCACGCGGCGGGACGGGGGUCUGCCCAGCUUCCCCAAAGACAUCUUCAUCUCCUCUGGCUCCCAGAGGGCGCUGAUGGUGGUACUGAGACUGCUGGCACAGGGUGAGGGCAUGUCUCAGACAGGUGUUCUGACCCCAGUGCCCACCUGUUACACCUUCCCCAUGGUGCUGACUGAGGUGGGGGCGGUUAUGGUGCCCUAUCAGCUGUGUGAGGAGCAGGGAUGGGCACUGCAAGUGGACGAGCUCCGCAGGGUCCUCCAAGCCUCUAGGGGGCACUGUGACCCCAGGGUGCUGUAUGUCAUCAACCCAGGGAAUCCCACAGGUCAUGUGCAGAGCAGGAAAUCAAUAGAAGAUGUGAUUCGAUUGGCUGCUGAGGAGAGACUCUUCCUGUUAGCCAACGAGGUUUACCAGGAUACUGUGCAUGGUGAAGGAGUAGAGUUUGUCUCUUAUAAAAGGGUGCUGUUUGAGAUGGGCCCGCAGUACUCGGACACAGUGCAGCUGGCCUCCUUCAACUCCAUCUCCAAUGGCAUAGGAGAGGGUGGUCUGCGAGCUGGGUACGUGGAGCUGCUCAACAUUGACCCUGCUGUUGCGCUGUUUGCCGAAAUGUUGCUCUGCACUGACAUAUGCGCCCCUGUGACCGGUCAGAUUGCCCUCGCCAUCAUGGCUGACCCCCCGUGGCCUGGAGAUCCCUCCUAUGGCCAAUACGCAGAGGAAGUCCAGGCCAGCCAGGAAACUUUGAUCCGCAAUGUCCGUCGGGUUGAGGAGGUUCUGAGUGCCCUGCCAGGGGUCAGCUGCCAGCCAGCAAUGGGGGGUGUUAAUGUCUUCCCCCGCCUGUACCUCCCAGCAGGAGCGGUGGAGCAGGCCAAGGAGGCAGGGGUUGAGGCAGACCAAUUGUACUGCAAAAGGCUGCUGGAGGAGGUGGGGCUGUGCGUUGGACCCGGGUGUGAGUCUGGGCAGAGGGAGGGCAUUCACCACAUGAGGUUGCACGUGAAGGUUCCCGCUGAAGUCAUGGAGGAGGCGCUUGGACGUUUAAGGACGUUUCACCUCAGGUUCAUGAGCGAGUUCUCCUGA
Messenger RNA from Megalops cyprinoides (Indo-Pacific tarpon), 1527 nucleotides. RefSeq names its product alanine aminotransferase 2-like. The coding region runs from base 1 to 1527 and encodes 508 amino acids. The transcript is spliced from 11 exons. Gene Ontology annotation, biological process: biosynthetic process. Lineage: Eukaryota; Metazoa; Chordata; Actinopteri; Elopiformes; Megalopidae. The record is from RefSeq and is a predicted model, not a curated record. Gene Ontology annotation, molecular function: L-alanine:2-oxoglutarate transaminase activity; pyridoxal phosphate binding.